CUCUCUCUCUCUCUCUCUCUCUCUCUCUCUCUCUCUCUCUCUCAUAAUAAUUCACACACACACAGUCCUGUGAUUCCAGUGUACGAUCAUGUCAGGCAGGAAAACAAGGCCGCUGAUCGGGAAGUUGUUAACCGCCGGCAACCGCUCCGGCGUUAUGGAAGCCGGCAGCAGCCCAAGAACUCCCUUGGACUUCAAAAUUCUGUCACCCAGAGGAAUCGUGACUUGUGAUAUGAGUGGGGUUGGACUUGGCAUAGUCGCCGCCCUCGAGAAAUCCGGUGACGAUAUCCAGUCGACUUCCCGGUGCAUCUCGAUUCCGGUAACUCAAACUCCAAAGUUCGACGUUGAUGACGAAAGCUUGGAAGAAGAGUACACCAUAGUAACUCGCCACAUGCCAAACAAUUCAUAUACAAAAGUCUACGAUGGUGGAUUCGUAUACGAAGGAUACGUUAGAAGAAACAACGGGAUGAAAGGAGAAGGUUGCUCCCUCUUCGACAUAUCUCCGGCGAGAGUUGAUGUAAAAGGACACCCUGAGCCUGACUUUCUGAGUUUUUGUCAUCUGUGCAAGAAAAAACUCCAUGGGAAAGACAUUUAUAUGUACAGGGGAGAGAAAGCGUUUUGUAGUAUCGAGUGUAGAUGCAGGGAGAUUGGUAUGGAAGAAAUGAGAGAGAAACGUUGUGGAACUGAAGCGGUUUCAAGCUCUCCUUGCGGCGGUGAUCAUGUUCAUGGCCGGAUAUUUUCCACCGGAAUCUUCGCCAUUUAACAAAACUCUUUUCUUCUUCCACAAUUUUGUCAGAUUGUAAUUGGUAAUUAAAACCACCGGAAAGCUCUCAAUUUGAGCAUUUCAUUUGCAAAAAAUACGAACUUUAUAAAAUUCCAUCAUACACAAGAACGAAGAGCUACAUAUAAUAUCAUACACCCAUCAUGAAAGAAUUUAAGAAUUUAAACAUAAGGCAACGAACUUCAAAGCAACCUAAGGUUUGUUUGUUACUCGUAGUACAAACUACAAAGGCGGUUGUGCAGCGGCAACACCAGUAACCACCGUCAUACACCGCCUGUUGACUCCGAAAUGAAACAAAAGCAAAUUCGGCUGGAUCGCUCCAUCUUCUGAUUGGACUUAACUCUUGCAUUAUUUGAGAUAAAAUCAACAGUAAUAUCAUACAACUAAGUGACUUGAUCGAUCACUCAUAAUCUCACAUUUUAAUCAAGUAAAGUGUGGGUGGUGAGAGAAAGUAGGCUUUAAAAGCAAGUUCAAGGCUGUUGUAUCUUCCUUUGACUAAAGGCAUAUGCCCAGUUAACUUUGAUAGGCAGGACAAACCUGCAAGUAGAUGAGGUUAUUCAUUUAUUCACCAGUGUUCUGCAAGCAUAUGCCCAAUUAUUCAUUUCAAAACACUAUAAGAAAUCUAAGGUAUUACAAAACACUACAAAAAAUCAAGGUAUUAGCAACAAAAGGCGACACCGCAAAAGAGUCUAUGUCGUCGCUAAAGCUAUUAGCGGCGAAAAAGUAGUUAUUUCUCACUAUCCGUCACCACUAAUGUCAUCCGUCGCCG
Lactuca saligna is the source of this 1547-nucleotide messenger RNA. Lineage: Eukaryota; Viridiplantae; Streptophyta; Magnoliopsida; Asterales; Asteraceae. The record is from the annotation of a GenBank genome assembly.